UAUAUUCAGUGCUCAUAUUUGCUACUACCUUUAACUAAAUGGAUAAUUUGAACUUUUUCUUUUCCCUUUUUUUAUUUCUCCUUUCUCUUCCUCUCCUGGUUUCAUCUACGGCUACAAAACAGGUUUACAUAGUGCACUUUGGUGGGCACAGUGGGGAAAGAACAAGUGAAGAAAUAGAAGAAAGCCAUCAAAGCUAUCUGUAUGGUGUCAAAGGAGGAAGUGAGGAAGAAGCAAGGUCUUCACUUUUGUACAGUUACAAGCACACCAUCAAUGGCUUCGCUGCACUUCUCACUCCACAGGAAGCUUCCACACUUUCUGAGAAGGAGGAAGUGGUGUCAGUGAUUGGGAGUGAUCCAGAAAAGUACAGAAUGCACACGACAAGGUCAUGGGAGUUUGCAGGCGUGCAGGGUGCAAGAAAAUGGAACAAGGAGGACUUGCUGCUCAAGUCCAGAUAUGGGGACGAUGUUAUUGUUGGAAUGGUGGAUAAUGGAGUAUGGCCAGAGUCAAAGAGCUUCAGUGAUGAAGGGUUGGGGCCCAUUCCGGAAUCUUGGAGAGGAAUUUGCCAAUCAGGUCAUCAAUUCGACUCUUCCCAUUGCAACAAGAAAAUUAUUGGCGCAAGAUUUUACGUCAAAGCCUAUGAAGCAUCCUACGGCCCACUCAACAAGACACUUGACUACCGAUCCCCACGUGACAAGGACGGCCACGGGACCCACACCGCUUCCACCGCCGCCGGCCGGAGCGUCGACCGCGUCUCCGCCCUGGGAGGCUUCGCCCGCGGCACCGCCUCCGGCGGCGCUCCGCUGGCUCGGCUGGCGAUUUACAAAGUGUGUUGGGCCGUGCCGGGGGAAGGCAAAGAAGACGGCAACACGUGCUUCGAAGCCGACAUGCUCGCCGCCAUCGACGAUGCCAUCGCUGACGGCGUUAAUGUGCUGAGCAUUUCCAUAGGGACGAAAACUCCCACGCCGUUUCAUCAGGACGGCAUUGCCGUCGGCGCGCUUCACGCCGUUAGAAAGAAUAUCGUGGUCGCCUGCAGCGCCGGAAAUUCGGGCCCGGCGGCGGCGACCCUGUCAAACCCGGCGCCGUGGAUUAUUACCGUCGGCGCCAGCAGCGUUGACAGGGCAUUCUUGGCACCACUUGUGCUUGGAAAUGGAAUGAACCUCAUGGGGCAAACAGUAAGUCCAUAUAAGCUGAGGCGCAAGCUCUACCCACUGGUGUACGCAGCUCAUAUAAUCAAUCCGGGAGUGGGCCAGGACGUAUCAGGGCAGUGCUUGCCAGGUUCCCUUUCUCCAGAGAAGGCCAAGGGGAAGAUAGUCCUGUGUUUAAGAGGGAAUGGGACGAGAGUUGGAAAAGGAAUGGAGGUAAAAAGAGCAGGAGGGAUUGGGUAUGUCUUAGGCAACAGUAGGCCCAAUGGAGAUGAGCUCGUGGCAGAUGCUCAUGUUCUUCCAGCCACUGCUGUCAAUUACAGAAAUGCUCUCAAGAUUCUUAAUUACAUCAACUCCACCAAAGAACCAAAGGCCUAUAUUGUGCCCGCCAAGACAGUUUUGGACACCAAACCAGCCCCCUUCAUGGCUGCCUUCUCCAGCAGAGGCCCCAGCACCAUUUCCCCUGAUAUUCUCAAGCCAGAUAUCACAGCUCCAGGGCUCAACAUCCUGGCAGCAUGGAGCAAAGCAUCUUCGCCGACAAAAUUAGAUCAAGACAAACGUGUAGUCAAGUAUAAUAUCCUGUCGGGGACUUCCAUGUCCUGUCCUCACAUCGGCGGGGCAUCGGCCCUUCUUAAAGCCAUACACCCUGAUUGGAGCAGUGCCGCCAUACGAUCUGCUUUAGUAACCUCUGCGGGAAUCUCCAACAACCUAGGCAAGCCAAUUACCGAUGCAUCCGGCAAUCCAGCAGAUCCAUUCCAAUUUGGAUCAGGUCAUUUCAGGCCUACCAAAGCAGCCGAUCCAGGGCUCGUCUAUGAUGCAUCCUACGCAGAUUAUCUUCUCUACCUCUGCAGCAUCAAAAAUGCCACCAAUCUUGAUCCCUUAUUCAUAUGCCCUAAAGUUCUACCUUCUCCCAACUCUCUCAAUUACCCAUCUCUGGCAGUUCCCAAACUCAAUGGGACACUCAUGGUUUCCAGAACAGUCACCAAUGUUGGCAACAGCAGGAGUGUUUAUACAGUCAGUAUAAAUCCUCCACCAGGCAUUUCUGUAAGGCUAUCACCAACAAUAUUAUACUUCAAUCAAACUGGCCAGAAAAGAAGCUUCACCAUUAACAUAAGAGCUGAAACUGAAGCUGAGAAAGAUAAGUACCUAUUUGGACUGUACACUUGGUAUGAUGGUAUCCACCAUGUUCGAAGCCCAAUCGCAGUUUCAGUGGCGUAG
Molecule: messenger RNA, 2360 nt
Organism: Andrographis paniculata
Lineage: Eukaryota; Viridiplantae; Streptophyta; Magnoliopsida; Lamiales; Acanthaceae
Product: subtilisin-like protease SBT5.6
Exons: 9
Coding region: 39-2360 (773 amino acids)
Biological process (GO): proteolysis
Molecular function (GO): serine-type endopeptidase activity
Source: RefSeq, a predicted model, not a curated record